Messenger RNA from Talaromyces marneffei, 2394 nucleotides. RefSeq lists its product as uncharacterized. The transcript has 6 exons. The record is from RefSeq and is a predicted model, not a curated record. Lineage: Eukaryota; Fungi; Ascomycota; Eurotiomycetes; Eurotiales; Trichocomaceae. The coding region runs from base 1 to 2394 and encodes 797 amino acids.
AUGGCUCCGUCUCAACGCGAUGGUGGGAUGGCUGCCAGCACCUUGGACGAUGAGAGUGACAGUGAUGCCAGGUCCGUUCUGAGCGAGAUCUUUUCAGACAACGGGUCCGACGACGAGUCUGCCACUGAGGUGGAGUCAGACGAAGAGGAAUCCGAUGAUGAGAGCGAUUCAGAUGACGAUGAUCUCCACGAUGAAGGUCAACUGCCCGCAGAAGCGUAUUUGGCUAUUGCGGAGAAUCUCAAUGUCUCUCAGCUUCGACAGAAACGCUACAGUCCCAAUACACAGGAUAAGUUGGACGAGACCCGUGAGUAUUGGGAUAAGUACUGCCGGCACAUUCACGUGGACCCGGUCCAGCAAUGGAAACUCAUCUCCAACUCUGAUGAGACGGUCCGUUUUCUUUGUGCCUUCUUUAGCUGGCGGUGCGAUAUUCGUCGUGGAAAAAACGGUCGUCACUGCCCCGGGAUCAAAUAUAAGAGUUCGCUUCAGUCGUUUUGGAAAUGGUGGCAUCUUGUUCUGAAGCAAGAGACCUUGUCGGGACUCAGCAAAGAUACGAUCGUCAAGGUAGAGGAUGUCAUAGCAUUGGUGGCGACCGAGAAAAAGCUGAAAGAGGAGGGAAGGCCAAAAAAGAAUAUGUAUAUUAAAGAUGUAUCCGAGUUUGCGCGUGUCCUAUUGUCCACCACCGAAACGAGUUUUGGGUGUGGCUGGCGGCGGAUCCAACUUCUUUUAUACACUCAGCUCGCCGCUAUUACUGCAAGCUAUCCUGGAGCCCUCUUACACCUUCGCUACCAGGACCUGAGACUCAAACUUAUCCGUGAUCCAGAAGGAGGUCGACCGAAUUUGUUUAUUUUUUUGAAGCCGGACUUCACCAAGCGAUUCCUUGGGAAGAAAGCUCCGAACGAGUUCAAAAUCCCAGAAAUCAUUUUUGAUCCAACACUGACUCUGAGCCCGCAUAAACUCUACAGCGUCGGCAUUGGUGACGGCUUAAAUCAGCAGGAUCUGAAACUGAAGGACGAAAUCUUGGAUAAAUAUGUGUUUUGUCAGGUAGAGCGGGAGACAACCGGAUAUCGAAUUGUCUUGGAAAAGCGAAUGCUCAGCUCCACAUUGCGAUCUCAAAUGCGUCGUGUUGGUGAGAUCACAACCUUUGAAGACAUCGUUAAACCCUAUCUUCUUCGGUAUGCGGCAGCCAAGGAGUUCAAUAAUAGCGAGGAAAUUUCGGAGGCCUUACAGAAUGUCAUGAUGCAGCACUCGGACAUUCGAACGUUCAUCAGGCAUUAUGAGGUCGAUGUGGACGUGGACGCCCAGGGUAUUGUCCGCAAGACAGGGUCUCAAACGUCAUUGGUACGAUUUGCAUGCUCGCUCAGCGCGUCCAUCGACCCAAAUCGGCCAUACAAGUUGUCGACCGAAGAAUCUAGGUCCAUUAAUGAUCUUCCGGCGGUUCGUGCACUGCAGGACACCGUCCAUAGACGGAAACGGAAAUGGGACGCCCAAGCAGCGAAGUAUGAGCGAUACCGUAUAUCCUGCAAAGCCCUCUUUAGCCAUCUCGAUGAAGGAGCGCUUUCCAAACGCCAAGCCAAACGCCAAGCCAAACGCCAACGUCGGCUGCGAGAUAAGCUGGAAGCCUCCCAUGACCGGACAAUGGAAGCGAAGCGACGGCACAACCGAGCGGUUCGUGCACUACGCAAUGAGAAGCAGCGACAAAGGAACCAACGGAUCCGAGAGAACCUGGAGCGGUACCGGAAUGAACAACCUGUGAUCGACUUGGAAUGCCAGCUGGCAGGGUUGAUGGUCACUCCUCGGGUUAAGAAAACCUUACAGGACCGAGACUCGAUGUCUGCGCAGCAUCUGACUUUCAUCGACUGUAUGAUGGCUAUACCAGGUAAAACUCUCGAGGCAGAGUAUCAGCGCCGGAUUGCGGCGAUCGAUGCAGGCACGGUCUUUUGCGGUGUGGAAGAAGGCCGGCCGACACGUCGAGCCACUCAGUCUCCUCGCCGACCUGCGCCCGAUGACGGAGAUUCUUAUCGUUCUGCUAAACGGCAGCGCGUCGCCAUCAAAGAUGAGGAAGAUAAUGCCCUGCGUGACGCAAUCGAUUCUGUCCGCGUCACAUCCCGAGAAGACCGACCGACAAUCUGCUUCAUCUGCGUUGGAAAUCCCAAUAUCCCUCUGAAAGCCCGGACUGCAAAGUACGCAACGCCCGGUUCACUGACCCGGCAUUUUUUGCGAAAACACGUGAACCCACCAUGGUCGUCCGGUCGAGUUGUGUGUCAUAUAUGUGAUACGACCCCAAUACAAGACAAAAUGGAUCUUCUCAGUCAUGCCGAGGAUGUCCAUGGAACUGUCAUUAGAGGACGUAUGCAGGAUAAGCUUGCCUCAGAAUAUCGACAAGAUCAGAGAUGA